ACGAAGCUACCGGACUGUUGGGAAAAAAAUUAAAAAAAAAUACGAACCGUUGCUUAAAGUCUGCCGUGGGCCCUCAAAUUGUAAGAUUUGUGUUUCAACUUCCCGCUGCGGACACGUCCGACCGAAUUUUAAACAACUUUAGCGGUCAAGCGGGAGUGACCGGAGCCGGCAAGCUGCUAAACCCCGGAAGCUAAUCGUUGCUAACAGAAUUCGGCGGCAGGUUUGUCUUUGUGACGUCACAUCGUCUGUUCAUCGCUGCACGUGAAGAAGCUGUAGUAAAGAAUUAACUUAAAAACAUUAAGACAUUAUAUUGACUAGGUACAACCACAACAAUUGUGUGUGCCACAGGUAUCCACAAUUGGGCCAAGCUACUGGGACCGCUAUGGAGAAGCUCAGGGAAGAGUUUGAGCAGAUUGUCGGCGAGCUGGAGUGGCAGGAUGUCGCCGACACUCUCCAGGAGUUAUGCUCCAACAUCCUCUGCGACACCACCAACCCUCCUCACCCGCUUCCUCCUCAUCCUCUUCCCAACCACCACAUACCACCUCCGCCUCCAUCGGCCGCCUAUUCUGGGAGGGCCUUUGACGCCCACGGGGACGUCAGAGGCUUCGCCGGGCGUUUCCCGCUCCGCCCGCCUUUCCUCCCCCACAGCCAAAUAGUGUCGCUUUCCAGUAUGAGCUACGGGCCGCAGUUCAAUCCGUACCUCAUACACCCUUUUCACAUCAGCCGCCAGGUGGGGGCUGCUUUUCGUCAGCAAUCAGGAGGACCAGGAUGGAGGGGGGCCAUGGACUCCUGGCCUGUCACGAUGUAUGUGCCGUGUCAGAUGCCGCCUCAGGUCAUCCACAGUCAGCCUGCCUACAGCUUCCCACCUGCUCCUCCGCAGCCGAAAAAAAGUCUGCCAGUGGUUCCCUUACCCGAAGGUGCAACCUUGCGUGCUGUUGGCAUGCUGAAUGGAGAGGUGUUGUACGCAGCAGUGGAUGCUUCUCAGGGUGCUACGGCUCCUCCGCCGCCAUCUACGUCCACCUCCUCCCCCAGCCGUAAGAGGAAGUACAAGCGGCGGCACAAGCGAGCGCGUGGCAAAAAGCCCCCAAACGCCUUCAUGUGCUUCUUAAGGGAGCAGCGUCCUACGCUGAAGGCUCAGAUUGAGGAGAAGGGCGGCGUGGCAGUCAACAAGCUACUGGGACAGCUGUGGGCGUCGCUGAGCAAGGAGCAGCGGGCUAAAUACUAUGAGCAGGCCUACGCGGAAAAGAAGAUCCACAAGGAGAUGUCCUCUGACUGCUCCAGCAGCAACGAUGAAGGUGCCAACAAAAGGAGGCGAAACAGCGACACAGUAGCCACCAGCCUUGCAGCAGCCCGCCAAGGCGCCUGGGACACCCAAGAUGACCCCUCCCCAUCCACCUCCUUCUCCUCCUCCUCGUCCUCCUCGCUCUCCUCAUGGCUGGAGGCCGUCAUCACCACCGAGGCUCACGACUCCCCGGCCGCCAAGUGCCCCAACUCAGGUGAUGAGUCUGACAUUGAAGGAAUGGAUGCCCAGCUGCUGCACCUGCUGGGCUGCUGUUAGCCCCGCCCACAUUCUGCCACACACACACACACACACCCCCACCCACACACAGUGUUUGUUUAUUUUAUGUGUAAAUAGUCUAUAGUGUUAAAUGAUAGUAUUUUAAAAACUAUUUUAAUAUAUUUCAAAGUGUGCUAAUGUAAUCCAAAUAUGUAGAAAAAUCCAUGAACAACAUUUAAACUGAUUUUGGCUGAUUGCAAACUACUUUGCAAUAAAACACCGCCAUCUAGUGCACAGGCGUCUAAAUAACAUUUUUCUGGGUGGCUUGGUGCGUCAGGUGCCAGGUUUUGCCAAAAGAGGGAGCUCCAGACUUAGUGAUCUCAUAGGUUGCCAUUUAGGAUUUAUUUAUUGAAGGACUUACUUUCCAUCUAAGUGGUCAAUCAUCCUCUAAUCUUUAGAUCAGUCAGUCAAAUGAACUCUGUAAAAUCUCAUCUUGAGGCUGCUUUGGAAGGCUGGGAAAGUCCUGCCUUCAUUUCCUGUUCAUGUCCGGGUGAGCGUCUGGCUCAUUGAAAAAAGACUGAAACAGGGUGCUUCACAUGUCAUAUUGUACUUAUUUUAUUUUUUAUUAAUGUGUUUUAUGUCACGAGAUUUGAUUUGGUGAGUCGUUCGGGGCAAUGUGCUGUCAGUUUAACGGAGUGUUACUGUAAUGAAGAUAUGUAUUCUGUACUGUAGUUCAUAUUGUAAAUAAGACACAGGCUGAAUGGGCAGCGUCUGCAUAUUUAUCUUUAUAUUUGUAUUGAAACAAAGAGCUUACAAAAAUAUGACAGACUUAUGUACAGGUAUAUCAAAUUUUUCUUGUAAUUUUUUUAGUGAAAUAAAUUGGCAUCCGUUG
Dunckerocampus dactyliophorus (ringed pipefish) is the source of this 2390-nucleotide messenger RNA. RefSeq names its product transcription factor 7-like 1. The coding region runs from base 383 to 1558 and encodes 391 amino acids. The record is from RefSeq and is a predicted model, not a curated record. Gene Ontology annotation, molecular function: DNA-binding transcription factor activity, RNA polymerase II-specific; RNA polymerase II cis-regulatory region sequence-specific DNA binding. Gene Ontology annotation, cellular component: beta-catenin-TCF complex. Gene Ontology annotation, biological process: regulation of transcription by RNA polymerase II; canonical Wnt signaling pathway. Lineage: Eukaryota; Metazoa; Chordata; Actinopteri; Syngnathiformes; Syngnathidae. The transcript is spliced from 11 exons.